UGCUAAGGAAGUGCAGACGCUCCUAAGCAGUGUAGUGUGGGCCUUAGCCUGCCGCAGUCGGCUUUAGCGUGUCUAAAAGUGUCUAAAAACAGAAGUGGAUGUAAGUCUUUCACGUUACAUGUAACCGAGACAACUGACGAGCAGCGGACUGACAAUGGGAGCAAACAACAGCACCCGCCGCGUGUCAUUUGAGUCAGACGAGAACGAGAAUAUAACAGUGGUGAAGGGCAUACGGCUUUCCGAGAACGUCAUCAAGCGCAUGAGGGAACCCGCAGACCCUCCACAAAAACAACAUCAUGCUCCCACUCCACCGCCAUCCACGGCACCUCCCCUAGCUCCUUCUCUCCUCCGGCCAGUGCCUCCCCUCUUUGACCCGAUCACCUCCUUGCCUCCCCCUCCUCGUGUAGAACCUGUUACACCUCCAGCUCCUCCUCCUCCAGUUCCAUCUGCCACAGAGACUGUGGCUGCAUCUCCACCAUCUCCUCCUCCUCCUCCUGCAGAACAGCCCACAGUGGAACCAGCAUCACCUGCUGCGGUCCCUGAGUCCAGUCCAGUCCCACCACCUGCUGCUGCACCAGUGGAUGAGGAGGCCCUGAGGAAGAAGAUCACUGAUGAGCUGUAUAAAGGCUUGGAGCAAGACAGGGCCAAAGCAGAGCAAGAACUGCAAGCCUGGUUAGAGAGGGAGAAGGCCCGGGUAUCGGCACAGGCUCAGGCUGAGGCUAACUCCCAAGUCCAGGAUGAAGUGUCCAGGAUCCUCUGUCUGGAGCGUGCUGUGGGCGAGGAAAGUCUCCAGCAGGCUGUUAUCAGGGAGAGGAUUGCCACCGAGGAUCAGAGGCUCCGUGCUCAACUAUUUGAGAUUGGACGCAAGGCCAAGCAGCUGGAGGCUAGGGAAGCAGAUCUAAGGAAGCAGGAUGCUUUCUACAGAGAACAGGUGGCCCGGCUCGAAGAGAGGAGCGCUCAGUUCUACAAGGUCACCACUGACAACUACCAUACAGCUGCAGACCAAGUCAAUGCCAAAUUCAGGAGGUAUGAGAUGUAUCCUGUGUGUCCAGACCUGCAAGGCAAGAUCCUCACCUGCUACAAAGAGAAUGUUGGGAAAACCCUCAACUGCUCCAGCAUCGCGGCUCAGUACCUUGCAUGUGUCAACGAAGCUAAACAGAACAAGCUGAGGACUGGAGGUUAAAGCCGAGGGAGGAAGAAAGAAGGAGCAACGAAGAGUUUAUUGUGGGGGAUUACUGAUUAUCGAGCGACUGACGGCCAGACUAAACACAAAUGAAGGAAGAGAGGAAUGAGUCAGCACCAGGACACACAACCUCAGAACCCCGUGGAGAACCGAACCAGACUAGAGGCACUGAACACAGCACCCUGAGAGAGACCCUUUUCUCUUUCCCCACCUCUUUUACCCUUUGUAUUGUGAGUACAACAGGGGGGCGGUGACACUGUCCGACAUCCUGAAGACAGCAGGGACCAACAGGGUCCAGCAGGCCUGAGCUUGGCCCUCUGAAAGGACAAUAAAUAUCAACCAGGACCACCUCAAGAAAGCCACCCAGCUCUGUCACGAGUCACUUGGAUCCAUCCCCGCUCACUCCAACACUUAGAAACAUGAAAGUCUAUUUUUACUAGUCAGCCCUGUUUUGUUGUCUCAUCCUUUUCCUGCCCCUAAUGCAUUGCCAUGUACACGAACGCACCUCUUUCUUCUUUGUGUGACUUUUUGUGAUGUUAAUAAUGUAACUGUGUUGCGCAUUCAUCCAGACCAACACUUGUGAAAACGUCUGAUCAGAGGCAAAUAAAAAAAGACGAAACCA
Messenger RNA from Acanthochromis polyacanthus (spiny chromis), 1805 nucleotides. RefSeq names its product coiled-coil-helix-coiled-coil-helix domain containing 3a (gene chchd3a). Gene Ontology annotation, biological process: inner mitochondrial membrane organization. Gene Ontology annotation, cellular component: MICOS complex; mitochondrion. NCBI's taxonomy places the organism in Eukaryota, Metazoa, Chordata, Actinopteri, Pomacentridae. The record is from RefSeq and is a predicted model, not a curated record.